ACCGACGCUGCCCUUCCCGACCUCACCAAGCUCCAACCCUCCAACAUCCAGCACCUAAUAUUCACCUCCAUCGACCACCCAUCCGUUCAAGACGAAACAACCUCCGUCACCACCCUCAUCGAGGCCUACCUCGCCUCCCAAUCCCUCCCCUCAACCGUCAUCCUCUCCACCACCAUUCUCCUCCGCAACAUGUCCGACUUUGCCACCAUAAACCCCAUCUACGGCUCCCUAUUCCCCUUCCCUAACCCCCCGUCCCGAGUUUGCAUCUCCUGCGGGGAUCUCCUCCCCAAAGGCAUCAACAUCGUCAUCGCCCUAGCCCUCUCGGCCACCCCAGACAUCCAAAGAGAGGGCCUCCACGUCCAGAGCAGAUCCUACUGGGCACCGGCCAACAUCGGCCCCUAUUCCCAAGCAAUCACCACCCCUCUCUUUCCCAACUCCCAAGCAAAAGCAGUCAGGAUCGCGGGUCAGAUCCCCCUCAUCCCAGCAACCAUGACCCUUCCCCCACCAGAAGAAGACCUCAACACACAACUCGUCCUCUCCCUGCAGCACCUCUUCCGAAUCGGAGUCGAAACCGGCGUGCAGCUGUUCACCUCGGGAGUGGCCUUCUUCCCUCGCUCCUCCUCCGGGAACAUGCAAGAAAAGGUCAAACUUGCAGCCAAAGUUUGGGAGUUGGCACAUGCACUCCCCAAAAAUGAGGAUGAUGAUGAUGAGGAGGAGGAGGAGGAGGAGGAGGAGGAGGAUGAAGAUGGUCCAGAUAUUUGGGAUAGGAAAUAUAACUCGACUUAUACCUCGUUUGCCUCGGCCGGCCAGGCCACCCAGGGGCCGCGGCUCCCAGAUUGGAGCGCGGUAAAGACCAAAACUACCAUUCCGCCUGUCUUUGUGGCUGAGGUGGAGGAGUUGCCUAGGGGAAGUGGAGUGGAGUGGCAGGGUCAUCUUGGGAUUGCCUCUGCUGGGGAAGAUAGUGUGGAGAUUGUGAAAAGGGGGGAGAGUAUCUGGCAGGUUGUGGUGGAGGAGAGGUUUGUUCAGACUGUGGUUGUUGAGAGGGUGGAUAAAGACAGUGUUGAUGAGGGUGUUGGGGCGGUGGUGAAGGAGUUGGAGGGGAGGUGGUUGGUGCCUGUUGUUACCUAUUUGGAUAAGGGGUUUAAGUACAGAUUGGGCGAGGAAGGGAAGGGGUUGGUUGUGCCGUGUAGGAGUUUGUGGGAUGGGAAGGGGGGGAGGGUGGGGAUGGUGAGGGUUUGGGAGGGGGUUUUGAGGGAGGAUUGA
Molecule: messenger RNA, 1263 nt
Organism: Podospora anserina S mat+
Lineage: Eukaryota; Fungi; Ascomycota; Sordariomycetes; Sordariales; Podosporaceae
Exons: 1
Biological process (GO): protein histidyl modification to diphthamide
Molecular function (GO): diphthine-ammonia ligase activity
Source: RefSeq, a predicted model, not a curated record